UCUUCCUGAUGCAACGACAACAGCUUUUGAAUAUGAAGAUGAGGAUGGCGAUCGGAUUACUGUUCGCAGCGAUGAAGAAAUGAAAGCUAUGUUGUCCUAUUACUAUACAACUGUAAUGGAGCAGCAGGGAAAUGGAGAGCUGAUCGUGCCCCUGCAGAUCUACCCAAGAGCUUGCAAGCCUCCUGGGAAAAGGAACAUACAUGGCCUGAAGGUAAAUACGCGAGCCGGGUCUGCUAACAACAGCAGUGUGGCCAUCACAGACUCCCUUCCAAGCCAUAGUUUGAAGAAGUCCUCUGCUGAGCUGAAGAAAAUAUUAGCAAAUGGCCAGAUGAAUGAACAAGACAUACGGUAUCGAGACAUCCUUGGCCACGGCAACGGAGGCACCGUUUAUAAAGCAAACCAUGUCCCCAGUGGGAAAAUACUAGCCGUAAAGGUGAUUCCUUUAGAUAUUACACUAGAACUUCAGAAACAGAUUAUGUCUGAAUUAGAAAUCCUUUAUAAGUGUGAUUCAUCCUACAUCAUAGGAUUUUAUGGUGCUUUUUUUGUAGAAAACCGGAUUUCCCUUUGUACUGAAUUUAUGGAUGGGGGCUCUUUAGAUGUCUACAGAAAAAUUCCAGAACACGUCUUGGGAAGAAUAGCUGUAGCUGUUGUUAAAGGCCUUACUUAUUUAUGGAGCUUAAAAAUUUUACAUAGAGAUGUGAAGCCCUCUAAUAUGUUGGUGAACACAAGAGGCCAGGUCAAGUUAUGUGACUUUGGAGUGAGCACCCAGCUGGUGAAUUCCAUAGCAAAGACAUACGUCGGGACGAAUGCAUAUAUGGCACCUGAACGGAUUUCUGGAGAACAGUACGGCAUUCAUUCCGAUGUUUGGAGUCUAGGGAUUUCCUUCAUGGAGCUUGCUCUCGGGAGGUUCCCUUAUCCUCAGAUUCAGAAAAACCAGGGAUCUUUAAUGCCUCUCCAGUUACUCCAGUGCAUUGUUGAUGAGGAAUCUCCUGUCCUUCCGGUUGGGGAGUUCUCGGAGCCGUUUGUACACUUCAUCACUCAAUGUAUGAGGAAGCAACCAAAAGAACGACCAGCCCCCGAAGAAUUAAUGGGCCACCUCUUUAUUGUGCAGUACAAUGACGGGAACGCUGAAGUUGUCUCCAUGUGGGUGUGCCGGACCCUGGAGGAGAGGCGGUUGCAGCAACAGGGAUCCCAGUGAGCGGAAGAGAUGUGCUCUCUCUCUCCCACCAGACAACGAACGGCCUCUGAAGAGCUUCCCGGCAAACCCAUUUCACAGCUGAGCCUGCCGGGAUCCUUUUUCUUCAAGCAAUUCAGCGGAUGUCCUUUGCCACUCCUCUCUCACGGCCCCCUGCAUCCCUAAGACAAUAGGAGCAUAUAUUUUAAUUAAACCGAAUGUAUAUAUGUUGGCCUCCAAGUAUUUUAUACACUUUGGGACCUUUGCUAGCUAAAUAUAAGGACAUGAGCAGAAUGGAGGUGGCCAUCCUGUGGACCCAGUCAUGUGCCUGCUUUGGAUUGGGAUUUGAAAUUGAAUUUUUAGAUGAUGGACCAGUGGAACAAAAUGGAUCAAGAUGAAAGAAUAAA
Molecule: messenger RNA, 1581 nt
Organism: Protobothrops mucrosquamatus (brown spotted pit viper)
Lineage: Eukaryota; Metazoa; Chordata; Lepidosauria; Squamata; Viperidae
Gene: MAP2K5
Product: mitogen-activated protein kinase kinase 5
Exons: 21
Coding region: 80-1198 (372 amino acids)
Biological process (GO): protein phosphorylation
Molecular function (GO): ATP binding; protein kinase activity
Source: RefSeq, a predicted model, not a curated record